Fusarium mangiferae is the source of this 1575-nucleotide messenger RNA. RefSeq lists its product as uncharacterized. The record is from RefSeq and is a predicted model, not a curated record. Gene Ontology annotation, biological process: carbohydrate transport; transmembrane transport. Lineage: Eukaryota; Fungi; Ascomycota; Sordariomycetes; Hypocreales; Nectriaceae. Gene Ontology annotation, cellular component: membrane. The transcript has 4 exons. Gene Ontology annotation, molecular function: carbohydrate:proton symporter activity. The coding region runs from base 1 to 1575 and encodes 524 amino acids.
AUGGCCACCACCAAUCACCAUGUACUCGACCAGAAAAGCACCUUGAGCGACAAUGACGCCACCGUUGAGCACAUGGCAGUCUCUGACAAACAUAUCCUUGAUCAGAUCCAGGUGGCCAAUGCCAAUGAACACAAUCUGACCUUCAAAGAUAUCGCUCGAAAGCACCCCAAGAUCAUCUGGUGGUCCUUCUUCUGGUGCAUGUGUGCAGUGGGUUGGGGGUUUGAUACCCAGGUCAACGGUGCUAUGGUAGGUGUUCCGGCCUUUCGCAAGUACUAUGGUCACGAGCUCAAUGGUGACUGGGUGAUCCCCGCGGACUGGUUGACAGCCUUCAACAUUGUCUCUUCUGUUGGUCAGUUCUUUGGAGGCUUUGCUUGCAGCGCCAUCUCUGAUAGAAUGGGUCGCAAGAAGAGUCUUACUUUGGGCGUCCUUGUUGUCACUGGAGGCAUCAUGGGGGAGUCUUUUUCUUCCACCCGAGCUGCUUUUGUAGUCAGCAAGCUUAUCCUUGGCGUUGGAGUCGGCUUUUACUUGACGCUGGGCCCUAUCACCUGCUCCGAGAUCGCCCCGACUGUCUUGCGUGGUCUCUCUACCGCUGGUGUCAACCUUGCUAUUGCCGUCGGUCAGCUGAUUUCGAACUCGGUGACUUCGGGUUUUGGUAACAGAGACGAUGUUUGGGCUUUCCGAGGGCCAUUCCUGGCGCAGCUAAUCUUCUCUGUCUUCCUUUUCAUCGGUAGCUUUCUCUCUCCAGAGUCGCCGUGGUACCUUGUACGAGCUGGAAAGACAGAAGAGGCCAGAGUUGUUCUCCAAGAUCUGUAUGGAUCUGAAUUCGAGGCACUGGAAAAGCUUCAAGCCAUUCAGCAAACGGUCGAAGAGGAGGCUACCAUGGCUAGUCCUUCCUACAUCUCAGCAUUCAAGGGCACCGACAGAGUUCGUACACUUAUUUCUAUCGGUGUCUUUGCUUGCCAACAUGCCGUCGGUAUCAUUUUCGUCCUCAGCUUCUCCACCUACUUUUUCCAAUUAGCUGGACUCGAUACGCGAAAGUCUCUGAACCUCGGUGUUGGUGUUACCGCCUGUGGUGUAGCUGGCAAUAUCUGCUCGUGGUUUAUUGUGAACCGCUUUGGCCGCCGCCCUAUCUUUGUCACGGGAAUGUUUGCCUGCACAACCAUUCUUCUUCUCAUCGGGAUUCUCGAUGUAGUACCAACAGGCGCCGCCAAGUGGGCUAUGUCUUCUUUAACCGUUGUCUUCUCUUUUGUGUAUUUCCUCACAAUCGGUGCGGUGGCAUUUGUUCUACUGGGAGAGGUUUCUUCCCUAUCCCAGAGGGCGCGAACAACCGCUUUGGCCACUGCAACUCAGGCUAUCUUUGGUAUCAUCAUGUUUUUUGCCGUUCCAUAUAUGGUCAAUCCUGACGCUGGUAAUCUUGGCGGCAAAGUCGGCUUCAUCUUUGGUGGACUCUCGGCGUUUGCUUCUGUUGUCUGUGUGUUCUAUAUCCCCGAGCUCAAAGGACGAACUUAUCAGGAGAUCGAUACAAUCUUUUAUCGCCGAAUUCCCCUGCGCAAAAUGGGAUCUUAUACUAUAUAA